Molecule: messenger RNA, 1293 nt
Organism: Saccharomyces kudriavzevii IFO 1802
Lineage: Eukaryota; Fungi; Ascomycota; Saccharomycetes; Saccharomycetales; Saccharomycetaceae
Gene: RMD1
Product: Rmd1p
Exons: 1
Coding region: 1-1293 (430 amino acids)
Source: RefSeq, a predicted model, not a curated record
AUGGUAGAUAGUAAUAAUUAUCUUCCGGAGCGUCAGGCAUUGCUUGAUGAUGACCAGCAAGCCUCUAAUAACAGCAAGCCGUCGAUGAGACAGAGGAAGUAUGUACCUACUCCACAAGAGACAAGGAAGUCUAGAGUAUCAUAUACAGGAAAUGCCAUGAUAAAUCCAAUAAGUAAACAAAGUCGUACGGGGGCGGGUGCUCAAAGAACAUCACGCACAGCGCAAAAACUAAAACUUUUGCCAGAAGAGCCCUUUCAAAGGGAUGACGAAGGACUAACAGAUCUAAAGAAUCAAGAGGUAUAUUCUCAAGUGAACAGAAUCAAAGAUAAGCCCGCAAGAAGAGAUGCUGAAAAGCUGGGAAAGGCCCACAGACAUUUGCUCCCAAGGUCCACUGCAUAUUGUACUGCUAGCAGUUAUAACAUGAAAGAACUGAUAAGAUGGUUGAAGGACUGUCGAAAAAUACACCAUACCCAUCCAAAAUUAUUUGACGAAUGUUUAUACACCCCAUUCAUUUACAAUGAUUGGAGAGGUGACAAAAGAUUUGAGCAUGAGGAUGUCAUUAGGUUAGACGAUGAAGGUGGUGAAAUUAUUGUUAGUGACAAGCACCCAGAUUUGUUCAUUUUUGAGUAUGGCGUUGUCGUUAUGUGGGGAUUCACCGAAAGAGAAGAGAAGGCGUUUUUAAACGAUAUAGAAAAGUUUGAAAAAGAAAAAUUAGCAGAAGAAGAUAUUCAAGUUGAAGAGUUCAAUUAUUAUGUCACAAAAAGUUACCAGCCGAGGAUAUAUAACGAUUUCAUUACUUUAAGAGACGGUUCAAACUAUAUGGUCAAGCUCUCUAUUUCUCACGCAAUUGCUCAAAGUGUAAAAAUCUCACUUUUUGAAGAACUGGUAGAUAAUACUAUUGAAGAUACCCAGGAUAUACCACAAGAAAUUGCGUACAGUGGGAAAGUUUCCAUGGGCAAGGAAGAUAUAAUGAAAAGUAUAGGGGAACUAUUCAUUUUGAGAAUCAAUAUUAACCUACAUGGCUCAGUUUUAGACUCGCCUGAAAUUAUGUGGUCAGAACCACAAUUAGAACCCAUAUAUCAAGCAACUAGAGGUUACCUAGAGAUUAACCAACGUGUUUCGCUGUUAAACCAAAGACUAGAGGUCAUAUCGGAUCUUCUUCAAAUGUUGAAGGAACAGCUGGGCCAUUCGCACGAAGAAUAUCUUGAAUUUAUUGUCAUAUUACUAGUUGGUGUAGAAGUGCUGAUAUCGGUGAUCAAUAUAGUGGUUGACAUGCUGGCUAGUCAGCAUUAA